UUUAUUCUUUUACUAAAAAUGUAAGAAUAUAACAAAAAUUCAUAAUUCUAGAAAUUUUGAAAGGUUUUUCAAUUUUGUUGCAUGGAAUACAUUUAUUUAUUUGUGUAAGAAAUAAUAGGUUGAUUGAAAGUAACAAAAAAUUUGCCGGCAUUUUUUUCAAAGCAAUUAGGCUGACAUUGAUGACUUAAAAAUGCGAAUUUUAAUAAUCAUUACAUUUUUAUUUAUAUUCACUUUAAAAAUUUUGCAUACAGAAAAAUGUUCUAAAAGUGCAAGUUUUGAUGAAGAAGAAAGUAUUAAAUCUAUGUACACUGAAAGUUCCAAUAAAAUAUUUAAGCAAAUUGAAGAUUCAUUACAUAGUUAUACACCUUGCAGUAAUCGAAGUUGUGAGUGCCAUUUACCAAUUAUAGAAAGAGAUCUAGCACAAUUUUCUGGAGGAAUAACAAAAGAAAUGAUUGAUUCUGUAGCAAAUAAAGGAACAAAAUAUCAAAUCAUUAACAAAAAGUUAUAUAGGCAAAAAUCUUGUAUGUUUCCUUUAAGAUGUUCUGGUGUUGAACAUUUUAUAAAAAUGCUUUUAAAAGAACUGCCAAACAUGGAAUUUAUAAUUAAUUGCCGUGAUUGGCCUCAGCUUUAUAAAAAUUUUGUUGGUACAAAAGGUCCAGUUUUUUCAUUUAGUAAAACUGAAAAUGAAUUAGACAUAAUGUAUCCUGCUUGGAGUUUUUGGGAAGGUGGUCCCGCUAUCUCAUUAUAUCCAACUGGUAUUGGACGAUGGGAUUUACAUAGGAAAAAAAUUACAGAAAUUGCUGAUGAAAAAUAUCCAUGGGAAAAUAAAAUUAGUAAAGGAUUUUUUCGUGGUUCAAGAACUUCUGAUGAAAGAGAUUUUUUGAUCUUAUUAUCUCGAGAUCAACCAAAUCUAGUAGAUGCUCAAUAUACAAAAAAUCAAGCAUGGAAAUCACCUAAAGAUACGCUAAAUGCAGAACCAGCUAAAGAAGUUUCAUUUGAAGAACAUUGUCAAUAUAAAUACUUAUUUAAUUUUCGUGGGGUUGCAGCUAGUUUUAGAUUUAAACAUUUAUUUUUAUGUAAAAGUUUAGUUUUUCAUAUAGGUGAUGAAUGGAAAGAAUUCUUUUAUGAUGCAAUGAAACCAUGGGUUCAUUAUGUUCCAUUAAACACAAACACAAAAAAAGAAGAUCUAAUAGAAUUACUUGAAUUUUUUAAAGAGCAUGAUGAUGUAGCAAAAGAAAUCGCUAAUCGUGGUUUUGAAUUUAUAUGGAAACAUUUAAGAAUGCAAGAUGUUAUAUGUUACUGGAGAAAUUUACUUAUUAAAUACGGAAAUUUAAUUAAAUAUGAUGUUAAGUUAGAUGAUACACUAAUAGAAAUUUCAUAAAAA
This is a messenger RNA of Condylostylus longicornis, 1384 nucleotides long. Its product is annotated as O-glucosyltransferase rumi homolog. The record is from RefSeq and is a predicted model, not a curated record. Gene Ontology annotation, biological process: positive regulation of Notch signaling pathway; protein O-linked glycosylation. The transcript has 2 exons. Lineage: Eukaryota; Metazoa; Arthropoda; Insecta; Diptera; Dolichopodidae. Gene Ontology annotation, cellular component: endomembrane system. The coding region runs from base 191 to 1381 and encodes 396 amino acids. Gene Ontology annotation, molecular function: UDP-xylosyltransferase activity; UDP-glucosyltransferase activity.